AGAGUUUCUCCUCACUAGUUCUUCAUCUCAGUGGAACACCAGGACUCUUCCUCUUUUCCUUCUUCUUCUAUUCGUAAAGCUCCAGCAGCUGUGAUGGCGGCGUGUUUGAGGCUUCUCCUGCUGCUGCCUCUGGCCUGCUGCCUCCCCUCCCCCUCUCGGCCUCCCACGCGAUUCUGCCGCCGCUGCUGCGAUCACAUGGAGCCUCAGGCCGGCCCCGCCCACUACCACGUGCCCGAGGUCCGCACCGUCGUCAACAUGACCAUCCUCAAAGGUGAUAAAGGCGACAGAGGGGAUAAAGGCACGCCGGGUAAGCCAGGUCUCGAAGGACCCCCCGGCCAACGAGGACCGGCAGGCCUGAUAGGCAGUAAAGGCCAAGCGGGCGCCCCCGGCGACCCCUGCAAGACGCCCCAGUCGUCUUUCUCAGUAGGACGCCGCAAAUCCCUGCACAGUGUGGACUACUACCAGGCGCUGGUGUUCGACACGGUGUUCGUCAACCUGCACGAGCACUUCAACAUGUUCAAGGGCAAGUUCUACUGCUACGUGCCUGGCGUCUACUUCUUUAACGUCAACAUCCAUACAUGGAACUUCAAGGAGACCUACCUGCACCUCAUGCACAACGACAAGGAGCAGGUGAUCCUGUACGCCCAGCCCAGCGAGCGCUCCAUCAUGCAGAGCCAGAGCGUCAUGCUGGACCUGGCGCUCAACGACGAGGUGUGGGUGCGUCUCUACAAGCGCGAGAGGGAGAACGCCGUCUACAGCGAUGACGUGGACGUUUACAUCACCUUCAACGGGUACCUGGUGGCGCCCGGCCUCCAGUGACAAUGUGUCAGUGCCUGACUUGGACUGGAACACAUUCUCACCAGGACUAGUUCUCCCAACAUGCAAACCUCUAAAAACCCAUUUGAUCCAGCUGGGGUGUCCGACCUCUUGCACGGACGGUCAAUGUUUACAACAACAAGGAGACAAAGUAAACAUUUUUUAAGUAUAUGGAUAUAAUAAAGCAUUCCUUCUUUAAUAAAUGUUCUUAAAGAAGUUCUGGAAAAAGACACUUUUAAUACCUGACAUGAUGCCUGGAUGCAUCCCGGUGUGUACAGUUGUAUCAAGCAGCCGUAUUUUAACACCAAAUCUACAUUUUUGUGAAAAUAGACUGAAAACCAUCCGCAUGUAUUUAGUUAGUCAGUGGCUGACGCAGCAGCUAUAGUCUCCAAGCUAGACAGAAUUAGCAUCCUAAUUAAACAAUACAUGCAACUAUAGUUGCACAUUACUUACAGACACAGAGUCUCCAAGGCAGAAGCAUAUUAUCCAUUCGUCCAUCUUCUUCCUCUUAUCGGAAGUCGGGUUGCGGUGGCAGCAGCUCCUUCGUCCAGCCCCUCCUGAUGGAUGGCAAGGCAUUCUCAGGCCAGUUGAGAGACAUAGUCUCUCCAACGUGUCCUGGGUCUUCCCCGAGGCCUCUUACCGGUCAGCUGUGCCCUGAACACCUCCCCAGGAAGGCGUCCGGGAGGCAUCCUGACCAGAUGCCCGAGCCACCUCAUCUGGCUCCUCUCAAUGGGGAGGAGCAGCGGUUCAACUCUGAGUUUCUCCCGGAUGACAGUGCUUCUCACCUUAUC
Dunckerocampus dactyliophorus (ringed pipefish) is the source of this 1607-nucleotide messenger RNA. RefSeq names its product C1q and TNF related 6b (gene c1qtnf6b). The record is from RefSeq and is a predicted model, not a curated record. Lineage: Eukaryota; Metazoa; Chordata; Actinopteri; Syngnathiformes; Syngnathidae. Gene Ontology annotation, molecular function: protein binding. The transcript has 3 exons. Bases 94 to 819 code for a protein of 241 amino acids.